UGAUUCUUACUCUACAGGCCAGUACAUCCCUAGCUGCAUCAGAGUGGACAACAUCAAUAUGACAUAGAUGCAGCAUACACUACAGUAUGGACCAGUGUUAUUGAAAUAAAAUUGGAAGUACAAAAGAGUUUAAAUACUUCCUAACAGAUAUUUGUAUUUGGCCUUGAUGAACAAUGAAACAAAAAUGGACAAUAGUUGGCCAGUUUGGAUUUAUUUUGUGAGGUCAUUUCUAUGUGAAUCAUUGUAGAUUUUCCAUCUGGAUGAUAAUACAAUUUUUGGAUUUACAAUUUGUUCAAAAGGCCAGAGAUUGAUAAACCUUUGGAACAUGUACUUCAGAACGAUAUCUAACAUAACCACAGACGUGGAGGAGUUGGUCAGUGUGAACCAACCCCAACACAAUGCCUACCUUUGGGUAGUCAUAACGAUGAUUGUCAUCAUCAUCUUCAUGGGUUUUAUUGGAAAUGUAAUGGUGAUUGUGGUGGUGAAGACAACAAAGAAACUACAGACUGUCUCCAACUACUUCAUCAUCAACCUCAGCAUCUCCGAUUUAAUCUUCGUCUGUUGUGUCCUGCCCUUCAAUAUCUAUACAUUCAUCACAGACGGAUGGUAUAUGGAGGAAACUCUGUGUAAAUUUAUUGGAUUCAUGGGAUACAUGCUAACUGGAACAACCAUAAUUACUGUGGUACUUAUAGCCUACAACCGAUACAAGCUUGUGACUGAUAUGAUGGGGUACAGACGACUCUACAGCAAAACUAAUAUUGCUGCAAUGAUAACAUUAUCAUGGACACUGCCGGUCAUUUUCCUGAUUCCAGCCAUUACAGAACUGUGGGGAAAAUUUGGUUAUGUUCCAAUGAUGGUGACAUGUAAUCUGCUUCUGGAUCACAACAGUCAGAUGUUUAAAAUAUUUUUGUUGAUUGUAAGAGCAGGAAUUCCUUGCGGACUUAUUGUGUACUUCUACAUCAAGAUAUACAUGACAACCUACAACAGUUCAAAGAGGAUUCUGUCCAAUAUGAGACUGCUUGCACCAAUGGAUACAAACAAUUUGCGACGGGAAAUGCACCUCACAAAAAUGAUGGUGGUGAUUUUCUUGGUGUUUGCGAUUUCUUACUUUCCGUGCACCAUAACUGGUCUUAUAGACUGGAACCAUAUCAUGUCCAAGACUUUCCACAUGUUCUGUGCUACCACAGUGUAUAUUGGCAGUGCAUUAAACCCGUUGUUAUACGGGCUGUUUAAUCAACAAUUCAGAGAUGCAUACAUCAAGUUACUGUGCAGGAACAAACAAAAUGCACCUAUUCCAGUGAAGCACUGACAGUUCGAAACCACAUUAAAUUGUUUUGUACAUGGCCUACACAUUGUAUUUACAAGAAUACUGCCAAUCCAACUUUUGUAAAAAUAUGUUUUAGAUGAUACAUCAAUGUAAAAAAAAAAAUCAUGAAAUCAUUUUUGUGUAUAUCAUCUGAGAGUGAUCAUAUUAAAAUCACCAGAAAAAACUGAACUAAUAAGAAUGAAGUCUCUAAAAUUUCUACAGAACUUUUCUUUAUAUACAUGUAAAUAUCUCUACUAGGACUGAGGUUAAGUAACAAUUUAUUUCAAUAUGAAAAGUAAAUUUGAAAUUUCAUGAAACAUGUACUCUAAAAUAAAUAUUCAAGAAAGAAGUUUCUCUUCGAGAUUUCAGAGGACACGAGUUGGAGCAUCAGCAUAUUAGUUAUUUUGUUAUCAUAAAUGAGAAUCAUAUCAGUGUUAUUGUUGUUGUUUUUAAUGUGUUUCUGAUGUUUCU
Molecule: messenger RNA, 1777 nt
Organism: Ylistrum balloti
Lineage: Eukaryota; Metazoa; Mollusca; Bivalvia; Pectinida; Pectinidae
Product: G-protein coupled receptor moody-like
Exons: 3
Coding region: 326-1309 (327 amino acids)
Biological process (GO): G protein-coupled receptor signaling pathway
Cellular component (GO): membrane
Molecular function (GO): G protein-coupled receptor activity
Source: RefSeq, a predicted model, not a curated record